AUGACCUCUGCAUCGACUCCCACGAGAACUGUUCUUGAGCAGCAAGAGAUGGAGACGAUUGGUGGAUUAGGGGUUAUACUUCCUAUUGGCGUCGAAGGAAUGAAACACGCAGGGGCGGAUGAUAAGGAUACCCGUGUCCGAUUUGUGUUCUCUCCUUCGCCCAGCAUGCGCGAGCCUCCCGUGAAAGUUUUGAACCAGAAAACUACGAAGGAUGACGGCAAAAAGUCUGUCGCGGCCGAGGAGGCCACGAAGCUUAGUGCUGAUAUGCCGGCAGUUACACCUGCUGCUUCUCUCAGCGGUGCUGCUAAUCCUCUCGCCAGGUUUAUGCAGCUAAAACCUGGACAGUGGAAGUGUACUGGAUGCCGUGUCUUGAACGAGGCUACCAGUGGCAGAUGUCCAUGUUGUGGAACCGCUCGAUCUGAUGGUGGCUCUGCGGCAAAAGCUCGUACUGCACUGUUGGAGACGACUGAAAAGUGUCCUUUGACUGGACUUAGCUUUGGUACAACCACCGAAGCUACAGCGGCCGCAGACAAGGGUACUGCUACGCCGGCUGCUGGCUCAAUCACGCCUGCUCUCACAAGUUUUAGCACUGCGUCGUCUCCGCAACCGAUGGAAUCCACAGCGUUCUGUUGGGCACCUGCCACAACGAGCUUUGGUACUGCGUCGUCAGCUUUUGGGUCGAGCUCAUCUGGUGGCGCUGAUUCCAGCUCCACUGCGGGAGGGUUCGGUAGUACUUCGGCUGCUGCUCCCUCGACUCCGUAUGGCAGCUCCACGUCUUCGUUGCAAGCUGCACCGCCAUUUCUUUUCGGAGGAUUUAGUCAAGCACAAACUGCGACUACGCCGACAAACACCCAGCCGACGCUCGCUUUCAGUGCGUCGAGUGCCCCAGCUCCUAACGGCUUUGAAACGGUGGUCCAAGUGGUGGAUUCGGCACUACAUUUGUUGCUCCUGCGCCAGGCAGUGGAUUCGGCAAUGGCCCACCGAGCUUGCACCGGCGGUCCAAGCGGUGGAUUUGGAACUAUAUUUGAUGCUCCUGAGACAGGCAGUGAAUUCGGCAAUGGCCCACCGAGCUCUGACUUUCUCCCUCCAACUCCGACCUCUGCAUCUCCAACUCCGACCUCUGCAUUUGGUUUCACUCCUGCAGCUCCGGGCUUUGGCACCAUUCCAAACACGGCUUUUGGCACUGAAGCUCCCACUUCUGGUUUCAGAGAUCCUACUGCAGAUGCAGUUAGCGCUCCAGAUGAUGGCACGUGUAGCAUGGACAUUGAUUAUGUCCAUGCUGAUAGCACGUUUGGCAUGGACGUUGGUUAUGCCCCAGUCCAAGCUUCGCCCUUCGGCACUGACCCGAGUAUAGCUUUCAAUGCUACGACUUCCGCUUUUGGUUUUGGAGCUCCUGCUGCAGAUGGUUUUGGCGCCCCGACUGACGGCAGGUUUGGCAUGAACGGUGGUUAUGCCCCAGCCCCAGCUUCGUCCUUCGGCACUGACCCGAGUAUAGCUUUCGGUGCGACGCCAUCCGCUUCAAAUUUUGGAGCUCCUGCUGCAGGCGGUUUUGGCGCCCCGACUGACGGCAGGUUUGGCAUGAACGGUGGUUAUGCCCCAGCCCCAGCUUCGUCCUUCGGCACUGACCCGAGUAUAGCUUUCGGUGCGACGCCAUCCGCUUCUAAUUUUGGAGCUCCUGCUGCAGGCGGUUUUGGCGCCCCGACUGAUGGCAGGUUUGGCAUGAACGGUGGUUAUGCCCCAGCCCCAGCUUCGUCCUUCGGCACUGACCCGAGUAUAGCUUUCGGUGCGACGCCAUCCGCUUCAAAUUUUGGAGCUCCUGCUGCAGGUGGUUUUGGCGCCCCGACUGACGGCAGGUUUGGCAUGAACGGUGGUUAUGCCCCCAGCCCCAGCUUCGCGGUUCUGGCGCCCCGACUGAUGGCAGGUUUGGCACGAACGGUGGUUAUGCCCCAGCCCCCAGCCCCAGUCCCAGCCCAAGCUUCGACCUUCCGUGCUAUUCCGAACGCAUCUUUCGGUGCGACGCCAUCCGCUUCUGGUUUCGGAGCUCCUGCUGCAGGUGCAUUUAUCGCGCCCUCUGCUGUCUCAUUCAGCAUUGGUGUUGCACCGGAGCACGCCAAAGGUAGACGCAUUUUGAAGGCCAAGAGUCGCAAACGUAGAACGUCGUAA
Molecule: messenger RNA, 2163 nt
Organism: Hyaloperonospora brassicae
Lineage: Eukaryota; Oomycota; Peronosporomycetes; Peronosporales; Peronosporaceae
Source: the annotation of a GenBank genome assembly